This is a messenger RNA of Chaetomium globosum CBS 148.51, 312 nucleotides long. RefSeq lists its product as uncharacterized. NCBI's taxonomy places the organism in Eukaryota, Fungi, Ascomycota, Sordariomycetes, Sordariales, Chaetomiaceae. The record is from RefSeq and is a predicted model, not a curated record. The transcript has a single exon. The coding region runs from base 1 to 312 and encodes 103 amino acids.
AUGUGUUCGAAGGACUUCGUCGACUCUUGCUUGAUUGUACUAUGCCUUCCGCUUAAGGGGUGGAAAAAGUUUCAAUAUGGCGCCGGCAUAUGCUACAAUAGAUCCGGCUACACUUGGCCUAGCUCCGUCGAAGUCAACGUCACCACCCCCACCGCCAUCAACAUCCGCUCGUCCACCGCCUCCUCCGGCAUCAACAUCAGCUCCUCCACCGCCUCCUCCAGCAUCAACAUCAAAGCCGCCAUCCCAUCGCCAAGCGUCGUCAACACCAGCGCCAUCGCGUUUAGCGUCAACAUCCAUUCCACCACCACCUGA